AUGAUCCGUUGGAUAUUUUACGUUGCAGUGGGGAUUGCACACGCCGCGGGAAAGUGUGAUUUUGGAAGGCUCUCUGGAGCGAGUCAUGAGCUGCGAUACGAUGACUCUGAGAUCCCUCAGUAUCAAAAGCUGUGCGAGCAGCUCUCUCAUUGCGACCACCCAGAGGCCGAAGCGCUUCGGAACCAGCUCCUCUACAAAAGUGGGCUUAUCCAAGUAUCGAGCGGGCAAGAGCUAGCAGCGGCAGAGACUUUAGAGCAGAUCCUGGGAUCCUCGGACGUAAAGUUCCAGUCACAGGCUUCCAAGAGGCUCGACGAGAUAUAUCUUCAGUUCGGGUUUUGGGACAAAUUGAAAGGCGAAGGGGGCAAAAAGCAGGAGUACGAAGCGCUCCGGAAUGCGGUAGUUGUACAGCUCUCACGCAACCAGGCUGUGCCACAUGAGUCGCUAGCGCAGCUAGAAGAAAUAGCGCCUUUCGCCCUCGAAACUCGAAUUCUUCUUAACGACGCAUUGCUGCGGGAGCUGGGAGAAACACUCGACAUAAACGCUGCACAAAGCAUAAUUGAGAAUUACAAGAUUAUUCUCACCAAACACAAGAAACUUGUUAACGUACAGGAUAAGCUACGCAUUCACCACGCUGUUGCGGUACUUCAAAUGUUCGUCAUGGCAACUCCUCCGACGAAUCUCCUAAGCUGUUUGGCGUUGGAUAUGGACUACAAGCCGUGCCGGGAGCUAUCGAAGCUCUCCAGCAAGCUUAACAGAAUAAAUCCUCCACUAAAUGCAGUUACACACCCGGACCAAUUUUUGUCGUUGUCACAAUUCGACUGGGCAAAGUUGGUAGAUUUUUACCUUAAUGCUCCAAGCAUCAAGUUUACUGGGACGAGUUCAGCAAAAAACAAUUUUGAUUUGCUAAGCUCCAUUCAGCGCCAACUGCUUCAAAACCUUCUUUCAGAACGGCCUCUUUCCCUGAUCAAGAAUAAAUGGAAACUUGGUAAGCGCAAGUCUGCUUUUACAACUAAUCAAAACCAGCUAGUGUGUGAAGGUUAUGACGCAAUGCACAAGUCCAAAUUAGCUGAACCUUACUGCCAAGCUGCCUUGGGCGAAAAAUUACCGGAAAACUCUGCCAAGGCUCUUAGCGAAUUUACUGAUAACUUUCAAAACCAACAGGCAGUACAGGAUGUAUUAAACAGCUUAUGGCAGGACUCACCUUCUCUAGCAGCUCAUGCAGUCAGAAAAAUCGUGUCUUCUUUGGCUGCUCACGAGAAAAAUCAGAAGAGCGGAAACACCGCUCAGGUUUGGUUCUUUCUUGAGAGCUUCACAAAAAACCAUAACUGGGCCCAGUCCAGCAAUAGCGGUUUGUCAAAAAUAGCGAAACACAUUAGUAGCAUCUCUGCAAAGAGAAAACAGCAGCAACAACAACAACAGCAGCAACAGCAACAACAGCAUUUCUUUAGACAGCAAAGACAACAGCAAAGACAGCCGCCUCCAGCUCCAAAUGAUAUGUCGAAGAAAAAUUACUAUAAAGUUCUUGAAGUCACCCCACAAGCCACGAGCAAAGACAUUCGUAAAUCAUACUUGUCAAUGACAAGAAAGUACCACCCAGACAAACAGGGGCAGCUUUCUGAAUCACAGAAAUUACAAAACCAGGAGAGAAUGUCGGAGAUUAAUGAAGCAUACGAAAUAUUGAGUGACGAAGGCAAGAGGAAAGAAUACGAUGAUCAAAGAGCAGGACGUGGCCAACAAAGACAGGGCUUUCCAUUCGGACAAGGUGCGAACGGAGGGUUUCCUUUCGGAGGCGGUAGUUUUAAGAUGAAUUUUGGAGGUUUUUAG
Molecule: messenger RNA, 1824 nt
Organism: Lachancea thermotolerans CBS 6340
Lineage: Eukaryota; Fungi; Ascomycota; Saccharomycetes; Saccharomycetales; Saccharomycetaceae
Gene: JEM1
Product: Jem1p
Exons: 1
Coding region: 1-1824 (607 amino acids)
Biological process (GO): protein folding in endoplasmic reticulum
Cellular component (GO): endoplasmic reticulum
Molecular function (GO): misfolded protein binding; protein-folding chaperone binding
Source: RefSeq, a predicted model, not a curated record